AAAUCAGCAUGUCGACCCAGAUGAAGCAUCGCGGCAGCGGUGUGGAGCCUAAGAACGCUCUGCAAUCCGACUUUGCCGAAACCUCGAGCAUGGACUCAGAUGAACGCUAUUUGACAUUGCACCGCCAAUGGAAGUUCGCAGAGAGCUUUUCCGCCAGCUUUGACGCUUUGAUGACGACCUCGUCUAACAACUAUGCAGCUGCAAUGUACGUUAUCGGUGGUAUCCGUGCAACAUUCUAUAUCGGUGUUGAGGCUGGAGGUCCUGCAGCCUACUGG
Messenger RNA from Aureobasidium musti, 275 nucleotides. The record is from the annotation of a GenBank genome assembly. NCBI's taxonomy places the organism in Eukaryota, Fungi, Ascomycota, Dothideomycetes, Dothideales, Saccotheciaceae.